Molecule: messenger RNA, 606 nt
Organism: Arachis duranensis
Lineage: Eukaryota; Viridiplantae; Streptophyta; Magnoliopsida; Fabales; Fabaceae
Exons: 2
Coding region: 1-606 (201 amino acids)
Source: RefSeq, a predicted model, not a curated record
AUGGCGGCGAUGGCGAAUCUCGCUAACACCAUGGAAGCUAAUGCUGCUGCGACUCUGCAAGCAGUGCAGAGAUUGGGCCAACCGAUUGGGAAUGGAAACGGAAAUGGGAAUGGCAAAGGGAAUACCAAUGAUAAUGCUGAGGGUAAUGGCGAUAACACAGGAGGAGUUCCGAUGACCUUGGCGACGUUCCUCAAGGUUCAUCCGCCAACUUUCCGAGGAUCCACAGAUCCUAUUGAAGCAGACCACUGGUUCCAGGCUAUGGAGCGUGCUUUACAGGCGCAGCAUGUUCCUCUCAAUCAAUAUGUAGAGUUUGCCGCUUAUCAGCUAGCGGGAGAGGCCCAGCCUUGGUGGCAAGCUGAGUGUCGUUUGCUACAGCUUCAGAACACCGACAUUCCAUGGGAGGUGUUCCAAAUGGCUUUCUAUAAGAAAUACUUUUCUGAAUCUGCAAGGGAAGCAAAGGAGAUGGAGCUAAUGCAGCUGAAGCAAGGUUCCAUGUCUGUGGCAGAGUACACCAAUAAGUUCGAAGAGCUUUAUCCGUGUCUUCUCCGACUUGGUGAACAAAGCAAGGGUAGUGGAGGAGUAUGCCAAGACAGUGGCGGCAUCUAA